AUGGUGCGCUGUGGCCGGGUGUUGUUCCGAAAGUAUGGAAACUUCAUUGAUAACCUAAGACUCUUCACCAAAGGAGGAACUGGUGGAAUGGGAUAUCCUCGAUUAGGUGGGGAAGGUGGAAAAGGUGGUGAUGUCUGGGUUGUAGCAGAAAAACAUAUGACUUUAAAACAGCUUAAAGACAGAUAUCCUCAGAAACGAUUUGUGGCUGGAGGAGGAGCAAACAGUCGAGUAAAUGCACUAAAAGGUUCCAGAGGGAAAGACUGUGAAAUUCCUGCACCUGUGGGCAUUUCAAUAACUGAUGAAAAUGGUAAAAUUAUAGGAGAACUCAAUAAAGAAAAAGAUAGAAUUUUGGUAGCUGAAGGAGGUCUUGGUGGCAAACUACUUACAAAUUUCUUACCGUUGAAAGGGCAAAAACGAGUAAUUCAUCUUGAUCUAAAACUUAUAGCUGAUAUAGGCUUAGUGGGAUUCCCAAAUGCUGGAAAAUCAUCAUUACUAAGUCGGAUUUCUCACGCAAAACCUGUGAUUGCAGAUUAUGCAUUUACAACAUUGAAGCCUGAACUUGGAAAGGUAAUGUACAGUGAUUUUAAACAGAUAUCAGUGGCUGAUCUUCCGGGCUUAAUAGAAGGAGCACAUAUGAACAAAGGAAUGGGCCACAAAUUCCUGAAGCAUAUAGAAAGAACUAAACAGCUACUUUUUGUUGUUGAUAUUUUUGGAUUUCAACUUUCUUCCAAAACUCAACACAGAACUGCCUUGGAAACCAUAAUACUGCUUACAAAAGAGCUGGAGUUGUAUGAUGAAGAACUUCAAACAAAACCUGCACUUUUGGCAGUUAAUAAAAUGGAUUUGCCAGAUGCCCAAGAUAAAUUCAUUCCAAUCUCUGCAGUUACUGGGGAAGGAAUUGAAGAAUUGAAAAACUGCAUAAGAACAUCACUGGAUGAGCAAGCAGACAAGGAAGACAGUGCAUACCAUAAGAAACAGCUGCUUCAUUUAAAUAUACCCACUACUGUCUCAUACAGUGAGCCAGUGCCACGGCCUAUUGUGACUAGUUCCUGAGUGGUUAUAAUUCUUUGGGAGAAGCUGACUACUCUCCCAGAAACCUCUGCGGCUUCUCGCCAGGAACAGACUUCCUGGGACGCCAAGAGCCAGAGGCUAAAGAGAGGCUCCACUGUGUGGGCGAGCGAACUGCGCUGGGUGGAAGGAGCAGAAACCUCUGCGGCUUCUCGCCAGGAACAGACUUCCUGGGACGCCAAGAGCCAGAGGCUAAAGAGAGGCUCCACUGUGUGGGCGAGCGAACUGCGCUGGGUGGAAGGAGCAGGCACUGUUUUGGAAAGCAUUUUCUAUAAUAAUAAGGCUCGUUAUAAACGCCUUAAUCCAGGAAGCUCUCCCGCGUUUACAAGUUUUAUGCUCAUCACACCUGUUUGA
Elephantulus edwardii (Cape elephant shrew) is the source of this 1422-nucleotide messenger RNA. It is a transcript of the gene GTPBP10, whose product is annotated as GTP-binding protein 10 (putative). Lineage: Eukaryota; Metazoa; Chordata; Mammalia; Macroscelidea; Macroscelididae. Gene Ontology annotation, molecular function: GTP binding; GTPase activity. The record is from RefSeq and is a predicted model, not a curated record. The transcript has 13 exons. Gene Ontology annotation, cellular component: mitochondrion.